AUGUACGAAAUAGAUUCUCCAGAGAAGUUAGCUGAUGAAGAUAUUCCCGAAUUGAAAUGUGUGUCCGCUGUACAAGCAGUGGUUAAUAUGGAUGUUCUACCAAUUUUCUUCAAAUAUGAAUCGUUUAGAAAACUGCAACGAGUGUUGGCGUACAUAUUGCGGUUUUAUAAAAACUGCAGAGAAAAGGUUAAGAUGAAUCGUGUAAUUCAGCGAUAUCCUACAGUGGAGGAAUUGCGGUCGGCAAUGACUACCAUAGUUCGUGUGUUACAAUUUCAAAGUCUAGCUGAUGAAAUUGAAAGAGUGAAGGCAGGUAAGCCUUGCAAGCAUAUUGGAAACUUAUGUCCAAUAAUUAAUAACGGGCUGUUGAGAGCGGGUGGUAGAUUACGUCAUUCGAGUUUGACUGAUGAAGGUAAAUACCAGUUAAUUUUACCUGGUCAUAAUAUGGUGGUUCAAAAUUUUAUAAUGGCUAUUCAUCGUGAGAACCUCCAUGUGGGCCCAUCUGCUCUUAUGGCUAUUGUGCGUAGACAGUUCUGGGUUCUGAAUCCACGAUCCACAUUUCGCAAAGUGACCAGAAAUUGCGUCACGUGUUUCAAGUGCAAACCAAUAACUGCCAAUCAAUUCAUGGGUGACCUGCCUGCAAGUCGGUGUGAUAGAGCUCUAGCGUUCCAAAAGGUGGGUGUUGAUUUUGCCGGACCCAUUUUUAUUAAGCAAACAGGUCGUAAGACUGCUCCCGUCAAGGGCUACAUAUGUGUAUUCGUGUGUCUGGUGACAAAGGGGAUUCAUCUCGAGGCCGUAGAGAACCUUUCAACCGAGGCGUUUAUGAGUGCAUUGGUUCGGUUUGUUUCUCGACGUGGACUUCCCGAAGAGGUGUAUUCUGACCAUGGAACAAAUUUUGUCGGAGCAAAACAUGAGCUGCAUGAAUUAUGUGAACUUUUUAGGCAGCAACUAACUGAGAAGAAAAUUUUUGAAUUUUGUCAUUCUCGUCAAAUUCGUAGGAGAAUGAUUCCGCCGAAUGCACCACACAUGGGUGGGCUAUGGGAAGCAGGCGUGAAAAGCACUAAGACGAUUUUGAGGAAGGUGUGUCAGUCAGCUUUGUUAACAAUGAGUGAGUUUUCGACUUUACUGUUCCAAAUCAAAGCACUUUUGAACUCAAGACCCUUAUAUGCUUCAUCUGACGGCCCGGCAGAUUUGGAACCUCUCACUCCGGGUCAUUUUCUAAUUGACCGACCAUUGAAUGCAAUUCCUGAGCCAACAUAUGAUGAAAUCCCCAGCAACCGCCUCUCUCGUUGGCAAUAUGUACAACAUCUUAGGGAGAUGUUUUGGAAACGCUGGUCCCGUGAAUAUUUAGUGGAAUUACAAGUCCGAGGCAAAUGGACUCGUAAGCAUGCCAACCUUCGAAAGGGAAUGAUUGUGCUCAUUAAAGAAGACAAUCUGCCUCCGCAACUCUGGAAGAUGGGAAAGGUGGAAAACACUUAUCCGGGAUUAGACAACAUGGUGAGGACGGUGGAACUGCGAACCAAGGCUGGUUUACUGAUGAGACCAAUACAUAAACUUGCUCCACUGCCAAUUUUGGAUAAUCUACAAGCUUACGAGACUGAAAUCGACGAGUCCCGGGGGGAGAAUGUUCGAGCCAACCGGUUCAGCUCGAUGUAA
Molecule: messenger RNA, 1653 nt
Organism: Wyeomyia smithii (pitcher-plant mosquito)
Lineage: Eukaryota; Metazoa; Arthropoda; Insecta; Diptera; Culicidae
Exons: 1
Coding region: 1-1653 (550 amino acids)
Biological process (GO): DNA integration
Molecular function (GO): nucleic acid binding
Source: RefSeq, a predicted model, not a curated record